Molecule: messenger RNA, 1902 nt
Organism: Closterium sp. NIES-65
Lineage: Eukaryota; Viridiplantae; Streptophyta; Zygnematophyceae; Desmidiales; Closteriaceae
Source: the annotation of a GenBank genome assembly
AUGGAGUCCGCGCCGCCGCUCUCCGCCAUGCCGUCCCCCGCGAGCCUCCUGGUCGCGCUGCUCGCGCUGCUGCUCACCGCGCUGCUCGCCGCCGCUUUCGAGUUCUUCUGGGGCGCACCGCGCCGCGCCAUGGCGGACCUCGCAGCGCAAGGCGUGCCCGGACCGCCCUUCCGGUUCUUCUACGGCAUCCUGGCUGACAUGAUCCAGUUCCGCAAGAGGCGUCAGGCGGACCCUGAGUUUGCAGCGCGCAGCACAGCCACUCACGUGCUGGAUACCCUGGUCGCCAGCUACGGCCCAGUGGUGCGCUACUGCUUUGGCCCCAUGUCCCGAGUCCUCCUAGCAGACCCCACGCUCGUGCGAGCGGCCUACAUCACGCACAACGACGCCUUCCCCAAGACCACGCUCAUCCGCGCCGCCUUCCCGCUCUUUGGCAACGGGCUGGUUACCGCAUCGGGGCCGUUCUGGGCCACGCAGAGGAGGAGAAUCAACCCCGCGUUCAAGCACAGCGAGCUCAAGCGUAUGUUCCCAACCAUGCUCGAGUGCACCCAAGCUGCCCUGUCGCUCUGGGAGAAGCAGGUCCUGGCCGAGCCUGACAAGGAGGUUCGGAUUGACACCAUGCUUGAGACGCUGACUCUUGACGUCAUUGGCCGUGCAGCCUUUGGUGCUAGGCUGGGAGGGCCAGACGGGGAGAAUGAGGAAAGGGGAGAGGGGAAGAAGGGAGGAGCGGGAGCGGAGGGAGGAGGGAAGGAAGGCAAGGAAGGGAAGAGCGAUGCAGAGGUGCUGGUGGGGGCGUUUCGGGCGUAUCUAGAGGCGGCAGUGGCGAGUGUUCGUAGCCCGCUGGCCAUGGUUCCUGGAUUCCUGUUGCUCCCCACGGCGCUGCACCGGCACCGCAACAGGCAGGAGCAGCUCAUCCGCAGCAUCAUGAUGCGCAUGAUUGCCGCCCGCCGCCACCGCCGCCACCACCACACCGCCGCCGUCGCCGCCGCUGCUCCUGCUGCUGGGUCAGAGAAUGGUGAUGGUACGGGAGGUGCAAAGGGGAGUGGUGGUGGUGGUGGUGGUGCCGGGGAGGAGGGAGCUAUUGACUUGCUGGAGCUGAUGCUCAUGGCCACGGAUGAGGAAUCCGGUGCUGCUGCAGCAGGAGGAGCAGCAGGAGGAGGAGGAACGGCAGCAGCAACAAAUGGAGUAGCAGCAGGAGACGCAGGAGCAGGAGGCGCAGGAGGAGCGUUGAAGGCAGCAGCAGCAACCGCACCUGCGAUGUCAGAUCAGCAGUUGAUGGACGAGUGUCUCACCUUCUUGCUGGCUGGCCACGAAACUACCUCCAACCUCCUCACCUGGACUGUGAUGCUCCUAUCGCAGCACGACACGUGGCAGCAGCGCGUGCGUGAGGAGGCGCAGCAGGUCCUGGGGGCAGACGGGGCGGGGUUGACAAUGGAGAAAGCAGCAGAGCUGAAAAUCAUGGGCAUGGUUCUGAAUGAGGUGCUUAGGCUCUACCCUCCCGCUCCGGCGAUUGCUCGCCGCUGCGACACCCGCACUAAGCUAAGCGAAACGCUUACCAUUCCCGCUGGUGUGGGAGUGACGGUGCCAAUUGCGGCGAUGCACAGGAGGAAGGAGCUGUGGGGGGAAGACGCGGAGGAAUUUAAACCGGAGCGGUUCGCGAAUGGGAUUAACAAGGCGGCGAUGCAUCCGCUCGCGUUUAUCCCCUUUAGUGUCGGCCCCCGUGUGUGCAUUGGGCAGAACUUUGCGGUGCUGGAGGCGAAGGUGAUCCUGUCGCUGCUGGUGCUGCGAUUCUCAUGGCGAGUGGCUCCGUCUUACCGGCAUUGCCCAGAGCAGGUUCUCACUCUCAAGACCAAGUUUGGCAUGCCUGUGCUGCUCACACCUCUCGCUCACAGUGGUGGGGAUUGA